This is a messenger RNA of Hydractinia symbiolongicarpus, 2558 nucleotides long. RefSeq names its product cyclin-dependent kinase 11B-like. The transcript is spliced from 15 exons. Gene Ontology annotation, cellular component: nucleus. Gene Ontology annotation, biological process: regulation of mitotic cell cycle; protein phosphorylation. Gene Ontology annotation, molecular function: cyclin-dependent protein serine/threonine kinase activity; ATP binding. Lineage: Eukaryota; Metazoa; Cnidaria; Hydrozoa; Anthoathecata; Hydractiniidae. The record is from RefSeq and is a predicted model, not a curated record. The coding region runs from base 44 to 2497 and encodes 817 amino acids.
GCGAUGGCGCUAACUCUGUUUUAGUUAUAAAUAUAUGCAUUGAAUGGAUGAAGGAAACGUUGUUGUUAUAAACGAUUCUAGCGACACCACACCUACGUCACAAUUAAGUGAUACAAUAAACAUCAUGGAAAGCGAGGAAGAGUUUGAAAUGAGCAAACAGGAUGACAUACCAUUUCUUGACCUUGAUCCUUCACCAAGCCCACCAAAGAAAUCGAAGACAGACGAACGUUCAAAAUUACAGAUGAAAUCAACUAUCCAACGUGUUCCAGAAGCUGAAGAUGGUGAAAUUGUUUCUAGUCCUGAACUCGAUGCUGCUGAUGUUGAAAUAAAAAUACAUGCUGAGGUUACAUCCAGUGAGGAAUCAGAAGUAGAAGAAACACCAAAAGAACCUGUGAGUAAAAAACAAACUGUUGCUGCAGUUGUGGAUAAAAAAGAAAAAGAAGAAGAAGAAGAGGUCGAGAUUGAUCAUUUAGAAAUCAACACACCACAACAACAGGAAAUUAAAAAAAUCAAAUCAAAAACCUCUUGUGAUAAUGACAAAAAAAGUCCUAAAAAAUACAAUUCACCAGAAAAAGACCGCUCCUCUCACAAGGGUAAGCACAGCCCAAGAGAGGAUCAAAGCAGGAAACGCCCCUAUGAUAUUUUUGAUGAACGGCGUGGAAGUCGUUCUGAUACGGAACUUGAUGAUAGACAUCGCAGAGUAGAGAGGAGAAAUGAUCACCCUGAUGACUUGCGUAAGCAUCUAUUGAAACGGAUUGGUAGUGAACAGAAGCUGAAAGAUACAAGAGAGCGUGGUUCUCUGCAUGAUCGAAGCAAGGACUCUAAUCGCAGUAAGGAUAGAGAAAGGUCAAGGGAACAUUCUAAGCAGAAAGAAAACUAUGAAAGUAAAAAUAGAGACUCAAAACGAGAAAGUAAUGAUUAUAAAAAGAAAUCAUCAAAAGAAAAACAUAAAAAUUCACCGUCUGAUAUAGAGGGUGAGAAAAAUCCUAAAAAAGAUGACAUUUCGAAAAAAGACAAAUCUAAAUCACGUAGAGCAGAAGAAAAGUCUAGAAAGAAAAAGAAAAGAAAACAUAGAAGUGAGGAGGAGAGACCUGAAGUGGAGGAAAAGAAGUCUGUAGAAACAAUCCCAAUUAAAAAAUCGCCCGUUCCUGAGAAGAUACAAUCAAAAGAAACUUCGUAUGAUGACAUAUCAUCAGAUGCAUCAGCACACUCCUCACCAGAAAAAAUCGAAAAGUCUCCAUCAAGUCCAGAACAGUCUCCUGAACAAGUAGCUGAACUCUCUUCCGCCUCUUCCAUCAGCAAUACCCCAAGUCGUUCACCUACUCCUGAACGCUCCCCAACGCCUGAGCGCUCACCCACUCCUCAAAGAAAAAGAUCGUAUUUUCCUGCUAUUGAAGGGUGUAGAAAUGUGGAGGAGUUCACCUGGUUAAAUCGUAUCGAAGAAGGUACCUAUGGUGUUGUAUACAGAGCUAAGGACAAGUACACAGAUAAAAUUGUAGCUUUAAAAAGAUUAAAAAUGGAGCGAGAAAAAGAAGGAUUCCCUAUAACUUCAUUAAGAGAGAUAAACACACUGUUAAAAGCGCAACAUCCAAAUAUUGUGACUGUUAGAGAGAUAGUUGUUGGUAGUAAUAUGGAUAAGAUAUACAUUGUCAUGGAUUAUGUGGAACACGAUUUAAAAUCACUCAUGGAAACAAUGACACAGCCUUUUCUUGUCGGCGAAGUGAAGACGUUAAUGUCACAGCUAUUACGUGGUGUGAGGCACAUGCAUGAUAACUGGAUUUUACAUCGAGAUAUUAAAGCAUCCAAUUUACUGCUAAGUCAUAAAGGAAUACUAAAGAUAGGAGAUUUCGGUUUAGCCAGAGAGUAUGGUUCCCCACUAAAGAAAUAUACAUCAAUCGUUGUCACAUUGUGGUACCGUGCUCCAGAACUACUGCUAGGUGCAAAGGAAUACAGCACUGCUAUAGACUUGUGGAGUGUUGGUUGUGUCUUUGCAGAACUAUUAACAAUGAAACCUCUGUUUCCUGGCAAGUCAGAAAUUGAUCAGAUUAAUCGUAUAUUCAAGGAGUUAGGCACGCCAAAUGAUCGCAUUUGGCCAGGACCACCAGCGUAUUCUGAGCAUCCGCAAGUUAAGAAGAUAAAUAUAGCUGAACAUCCAUAUAACAUGUUGAGACAACGUUUUGGUGCUACUUUGACAGACAAAGGAUUCGAGUUAAUGAACAGGCUUCUAACAUACGAUCCAGCCAAACGCCUGACCGCAGAUGAGUCUCUUGCACACCCCUACUUCAAGGAAUCUCCAUUACCUGUCGACCCUUCCAUGUUUCCUACUUGGCCAGCAAAAAGUGAACUCGGUCACAAAGCGAUAAAGAAGAAUGCAAGUCCAAAACCUCCAGAAGGCGGAGGAGAAUUCCAUCUGGGCGAAGAACAAGGUGGUUUCCACAUGCCAUCAACCAAAAAAGGCUCCUCUGCUAAAGGGCUUGGUUUUAACCUGAAAUUUUAACCAUUGCAACCUAAAAGAUUGUACAGUUUUUUGGAUUUUUAAAUUAUAUUUGUAUUCUCUA